GUAAGUUCAUCUUAGACGAGCCUCUCAGGCCCUCAAAACAUUGUGGGGCCUUUUGGUCUUUAAAGUGACAACCCAAAUUCCCUCCUUCCUUGCAGCUAACUGGAUCUGAAUAACUAGCUUUGCUUUCGGUGUCGGCAAAAUUACUUAUUGCAGCCAAAUGGAUUCAUCUACAUUGCUCUUCAAUCAGCUCAAGGCAGCGGAGCCGUUUUUCUUAUUGGCGGGUCCGAAUGUGAUUGAAUCGGAGGAUCAUAUUCUCUAUAUGGCUAAACAUUUGAAGGAUAUCACUUCCAAACUUGGGCUGAAGUUUGUGUUCAAGUCAAGCUUUGACAAGGCUAAUCGAACCUCGUCUAAGUCAUUCCGUGGUCCUGGCUUGGCUGAAGGCUUAAAGAUCCUUGAAAAGGUGAAAAUGAUGUAUGACGUACCCAUUGUUACUGAUGUUCAUGAAUCUAUUCAGUGUGAAGCAGUAGGCCGAGUUGCAGAUAUAAUUCAAAUUCCAGCUUUCUUAUGUCGUCAGACCGACCUACUUGUUGCAGCUGCCAAGACUGGAAAAAUUAUCAGCAUUAAGAAAGGCCAGUUUUGUGCUCCUUCGGUGAUGGCAAAUUCUGCUGAAAAAGUGAGAUUGGCUGGAAAUCAAAAUGUCAUGGUGUGUGAGAGAGGAACAAUGUUUGGCUAUAAUGACCUGAUUGUGGAUCCCCGGAACUUUGAGUGGAUGAGGGAGGCCAAUUGCCCUGUCGUGGCUGAUAUAACUCAUUCACUACAACAGCCUGCAGGAAAAAAGCUGGAAGGUGGUGGUGUUGCUAGUGGAGGUCUUCGCGAAUUAAUUCCUUGUAUUGCCAGGACUGCUGUUGCUGUGGGAGUAGAUGGAAUUUUUAUGGAGGUGCACAAUGACCCCCUGAGUGCUCCAGUUGAUGGUCCAACACAGUGGCCUCUGCGCCAUCUGAAGGAACUACUAGAAGAGCUUGUCGCGAUUGGUAGAGUUAGCAAGGGGAAGCAGCAAUUCAAAAUUGAUCUCACUCCAUUUCAUGAUUAGCGCACAAAAGUUUGGCUAUCAGUAAGCAAUAUUUGCACCGAUACACUAUAAAUUGUGUUCAUGCUACUAGGAGUUGUACUUGACCUGUUGAGCUUAGGUUCCUGUUUACGUUUUACAUUUUUACUUCAUACAGUGGUUUUCCUUUCUUUUUUUUUACUAUGUCUGAAAAAAGAAAUUGGUUUUACGUAGUCCAUGAUUCGAGAAUUUGGAUAUGUUUCUCUGAAAUUUUUUGGGCAACUAAUUCACUUUGUUGACAAACUACUUGUCUAACAUAGAUGAGAAUGUUUUCUUCUUUGCUUUCUUGAGUCC
Capsicum annuum is the source of this 1339-nucleotide messenger RNA. RefSeq names its product 2-dehydro-3-deoxyphosphooctonate aldolase 1. Gene Ontology annotation, biological process: monosaccharide biosynthetic process. The record is from RefSeq and is a predicted model, not a curated record. Gene Ontology annotation, molecular function: 3-deoxy-8-phosphooctulonate synthase activity. NCBI's taxonomy places the organism in Eukaryota, Viridiplantae, Streptophyta, Magnoliopsida, Solanales, Solanaceae. The transcript has 13 exons. Gene Ontology annotation, cellular component: cytosol; cytoplasm. Bases 158 to 1030 code for a protein of 290 amino acids.